Molecule: messenger RNA, 8235 nt
Organism: Dicentrarchus labrax (European seabass)
Lineage: Eukaryota; Metazoa; Chordata; Actinopteri; Moronidae
Gene: nlgn3a
Product: neuroligin 3a
Exons: 8
Coding region: 582-3158 (858 amino acids)
Biological process (GO): synaptic vesicle endocytosis; neuron cell-cell adhesion; chemical synaptic transmission
Cellular component (GO): cell surface; synapse; postsynaptic specialization membrane
Molecular function (GO): signaling receptor activity; neurexin family protein binding
Source: RefSeq, a predicted model, not a curated record
GCGCUCCCGAGAAGCUCGUGUUGAGCCGAAGAGUCAAGGCAAAAGCAUCAAAACGCACCAGGACUAGGAGGAGAGCUUUCCUCUGGGAAAAAAAAACCCAACAACACGGGAGAAAUUCCUUAAAAUGACAGCGGAGUGAGGAUAAUGAGAGCCGUUAUCGCUUCACAGGAAGGUCAUUAACGAGAAAACAGAAGCAGUGCGCAGACUAUACGGAUAUUUGGAGUACAUGCAUACCCGACUGCAAGUGAAGACCCCGAAACAGUGAAACAUUGUCCCGGCUUUUUUAUUUCCAGCAAAGCAAGGCAUGGGGGGAUUUACGUCUCGACAAGGCAGCACGGGAUAGAAGAUCAGACGAGCGGAGAGAGGACAGUGAAUAAGGACCUCACUGCUGAGAGAGCGGGAAAACUGCGUAACUGUGACUGUUUCUCCUCGUCUGUAAGCCGGCAGGCUUCAGUAUCACAGCUGAUGACUGUCCCUCAGGUGGUUGGACUGCAGGGCUGAGCAGGAAGCCUGUGUGUUUGCUGUGGGGGUGCCCCGGCUUGUAUGUUGGUCACUUGCAGUUGCACUCGCUCACAAGGACCAUGUGGUUUUCUCCAAGGAGAAGUCGUCUCCCCUCGCAGAACUGGCAUGGUGCCUACAGUUGCACCAAUUUCAGCGUGUCCUUGUGGGUAUUAAGUUUUUGUUGGUGCUUUGCGGCCGUGAGAGGUCAGAACUACCACCCUACUGUGAAUACACAGUAUGGGAAACUCCGAGGGGUGAGGGUGCCCCUGCCUAGUGAGAUUCUGGGGCCAGUGGACCAGUAUCUUGGGGUUCCGUACGCUGCCUCCCCGGUGGGAGAAAAACGCUUCAUGCCGCCGGAGCCUCCUUCGUCUUGGUCAGGGAUCAAGAAUGCCACUCACUUUGCUCCUGUCUGCCCCCAAAAUAUACACAACGCUGUGCCAGAGAUCAUGAUGCCAAUAUGGUUCACCUUCAACCUGGAUAUAGUUACUACAUACAUACAGGAUCAACACGAGGAUUGUCUUUAUCUAAACAUCUAUGUUCCAACUGAGGAUGUCAAAAGAAUAUCCAAGGAAUGUGCCAGGAAACCCAACAAGAAAAUGUGUAGAAAAGGAGGGGCCCAUGCAAAAAAACAGGGCGAGGAUUUAUCGGAUAACGACGGUGAUGAAGAUGAAGACAUACGAGAUACUGGGGCCAAGCCUGUGAUGGUCUACAUCCACGGAGGAUCCUACAUGGAGGGGACGGGCAACAUGAUCGAUGGGAGCGUCCUGGCCAGCUACGGAAAUGUCAUCGUUAUCACUCUCAACUACCGUGUCGGAGUCCUCGGCUUCCUCAGCACUGGCGACCAGGCUGCUAAAGGAAACUACGGGCUCCUGGACCAGAUCCAGGCUUUAAGGUGGAUCAGCGAGAACAUUGGCUUCUUCGGCGGAGACUCCAACCGCAUCACUGUGUUUGGUUCUGGGAUUGGAGCUUCCUGCGUCAGCCUGCUCACCCUCUCCCACCACUCUGAAGGUCUGUUCCACAGAGCCAUCAUUCAGAGCGGGUCAGCUCUCUCCAGCUGGGCGGUAAACUACCAGCCGGUAAAGUAUACACGUCUCUUGGCGGAGAAGGUGGGCUGUAAUGUCCUAGACACCUUAGACAUGGUGGACUGUCUGAGGAAGAAGAGCUCCAGGGAGCUGGUGGAGCAGGACAUACAACCAGCGAGGUACCACGUGGCCUUUGGACCUGUAAUUGAUGGUGAUGUCAUCCCUGAUGACCCCGAGAUCCUGAUGGAGCAGGGCGAGUUCCUCAACUACGACAUCAUGCUGGGGGUUAACCAGGGCGAGGGGCUGCGGUUUGUGGAAAACGUGGUGGAUUCAGAGGACGGUGUGUCUGGAAAUGACUUUGACUUCUCUGUGUCAGACUUUGUGGAUAGUCUAUAUGGGUACCCAGAGGGCAAGGACACCCUGAGGGAGACCAUUAAGUUCAUGUACACAGACUGGGCAGACAGAGACAAUCCAGAGACCAGGCGCAAGACGCUGGUGGCUCUUUUUACUGACCACCAGUGGGUGGAGCCAUCAGUGGUGACGGCUGAUCUCCAUGCUCGCUACGGCUCACCCACCUACUUCUACGCCUUCUACCACCACUGCCAGAGUCUGAUGAAGCCAGCCUGGUCAGAUGCCGCCCACGGGGACGAGGUGCCCUAUGUUUUUGGAAUUCCUAUGAUUGGUCCCACUGACCUUUUCCCCUGUAACUUCUCAAAGAACGAUGUCAUGCUCAGUGCUGUGGUCAUGACCUACUGGACCAACUUUGCCAAGACUGGCGAUCCCAACAAACCGGUUCCCCAAGACACCAAGUUCAUCCACACCAAGGCCAACCGUUUUGAAGAGGUAGCCUGGUCCAAGUACAACCCCCAGGACCAGCUCUACCUGCAUAUCGGCCUGAAGCCACGUGUCCGUGACCACUACCGCGCCACCAAAGUGGCCUUUUGGAAACACCUAGUGCCCCACCUAUACAACCUCCAUGACAUGUUCCACUACACCUCCACCACCACCAAAGUGCCCCCGCCAGAGACCACCCAGAACACCUUGUCCACCAAGAGGCCCAACGGAAAAACCUCCUGGCCAUUCAACACCAAGCGGCCUCCCAUGUCUCCGGCUUACAACAGUGAGGACAAAGACUCUUGGAACGACGACGAGGAGACGGGGCCACUGGUGGUGGAGAACCCGCGGGAUUACUCCACAGAGUUGAGUGUCACUAUUGCUGUGGGAGCCUCACUGCUGUUCCUCAAUGUGCUGGCUUUCGCAGCCCUCUACUACCGCAAGGACAAGCGGCGGCAGGACUCCGGCCAUGGGCAGCCCAGCCCGCAGCGCCAGACCACCUCCAACGACAUUGGCCACCACGCGCCGGAGGAGGAGAUCAUGUCGUUGCAGAUGAACCAGACACACCAUGAGUGCGAGGCAGGGAACAGCAACGAGGGGGCACUGCGCUUGGCCUCGCUGCCCGACUACACGCUCACUCUACGGCGCUCUCCGGACGACAUUCCCCUCAUGACCCCAAACACCAUCACCAUGAUUCCCAAUUCCCUGGUGGGCAUGCCCAACCUGCACCCAUACAACACUUUCACAACCGGCUUCAACUCUACCGGCCUGCCGCACUCCCACUCAACCACCCGCGUAUAGCUUUAAGGAGGCCAGGGGCAGCCAGCGCAGGCGGGGGAGGAGGCGGUGGUGGUGGAGGAGGAGGAGCAGGAGGAUGAACGAACGGAGGAGAGGAUUGUGUUUUAUAAAUAUCACAGGGAGAGGGAGGGCUGCAAGGGGGAGGGGAGGGGAAGGGCAUGAGUCGGAUUAAAACGUGAAGAGAUUUAACUAGACUUUUACUACGAGGAGAGUUGCUGAGAGCUCUCUAUGGAUGUCAAGUUGUGCAGAGCUGCCAAAAUCAAACUGCUUCCCUUCUCCUGAUCGGGGGAGGGGGUCUUUCUGCAGUGUUUUUUUCUAAAAUAAUCAUUUUAAAAGCCUUUUUAAGCAGACUGAGGAGAUAUCAACACUUUUUUUCUUGAAUUCAUAACAAAAACAAAGAGAAGUGCUUUUUAUUUCCCAUCCCUUCCUCCUGCGGGAGACACAUCUCGAACAAUGGCCUCUACGUCAAUAUUCGCAAAAUGUUUUUAAUUGCUUCUUUGUUUUGUUUUACGUUUCAAUGCCUUACAAAGCUUGUUCUUUUUGUCUUUAUUUCUAUUCCCUGAGACUAUUCCAAGUGGAGUGUGUUACAAGCCGAUGAGACUCAAAGAUGAGAGACUGAAUCCAGGAUGGGAACCUAGAGGAUAUGCAGAUGUAGAGAUUUUAAACCCAUUUUGGGCAACUCAUUUUUUCUUUUCGUUGCGUACCAACACAACAACCACACAAAUGGUGUUAUCUUUUUUUAUCUCGUAUAGAAAUAAUUUGUCUGGGACAGCUCUUGCCGGAAGAUGAGAAGGCAGAGAUAAAUACUAUGUUACUGUGAUUGUUUUGUUAAGAAAAAAGUGCAUCUUUUACAGCCAAUUUAUCUGUUAAGCUAUCUGAUAUUAUCUCCACAAAGUGUGCACGUACACAUGCUGCUUAGAGCACCUGUGUGUUUGUGUGCAUGUGAAAAUGAUCUAUCGUUUCUUGUGUGCAAGCGUGGUUAAGAGGAAGAGACACAUUGUCGGAACUUGCAAAAGCAAGAGCGGUGAGGGAAUGAGUCUGUAUGUGUGAGUGAGAGAGUGUGUGAAAGAAUGUAUGUAUGUGUGUGUGUGUGUGUGUGUGUGUGUGUGUGUGUCCGUGCACCUGUUUUUUUGUUUGUAGGUUGUAUAAUGUGGUUUUUCGGGGGGGGCUGAGUACCUUCUCAUGUUGUUGAUUUUGGUUCACCACCAGUAGUGUUUCUGCUGCGUCUCUGGGUGUCUGUCUUUGCGAAAUAGCACUUUUGUUAUUUUCAAAGUUAUAUAUGUCUAAUUUUGCUUAAAGAUUACAAAAUAAAUCUAUUAUUUUACGUGUAAGAGAAAAAAAAUAGCUAAAGAUUCAACUGAACUAACUGACAUGAUUCCAUUGACUUUGUAAGAGAUCCUCUUCAAAAGCAGACAGUGGCCUGUUUGCACUGAAUAAACCUACAUCAGUGCACACUUGUAUUUCUUUGAAUAUAUAUAUAUAAAUAUGGGCAUACAUACAUAUAUGUAUAGGGCUUCUAUGGAGAUAUCACUCCCAUUUAAAAAACAAUUAAAAUACUGUUCAGACUACAAAGCACCAAGACAAAUAAUUUCUAUGUAUUGUUGUUGUCAUUUGAAACAUCACACUAAGCCAAGACCGCUCUAGGUGUCUUUGUAAGAGCUCUAUAUGUAUAUUUAUGUAUAAAAUAUUUAAUAUUUAUUUAUGUAUACCAGAUGCAUACAUGCUGAUUGUGCCAUGUGCCAAAUUAAAACUGUAAAAAAUGAAGAAUAUAAAGUUUCACAAAACUUUUUUUCUCUCUUGAUCAAAGUUAUUUUCCUCCUUUUUAUGACUUUUUAUUAUUUCCAUUUUGAAUGAGUUAAAAAAGAAAUAUUCUUGCAGCAAGUGCACUCUCCCCCCAGGACUUCCUGUCUACCCCCCUCCUCCUUUCUCCCCUCCUCCUCCUCCUCCCUCUCUCCUUUUCUCUCGCUGAAACCUUUGAGAAAAACAGGCUAACAGCUUGGGGCCUAUCUGCGUGCGUAACUCCAGAUUUUGCUGUAAUUCAUGCAAAGUAGUGCUGCAGCAAUGGGAUAUUGUAAGAAGAUUGCCUUGAUGUACUCACAUUGCAUUCUAUUAUAUGUUAUUCUCGGGGAGAAAACUGGAGUUAUUGAUUCUGCGAGUAAAACUGACAAUUUUCAUUAAGUAUCUUGGCAUAGUACAGAUUGUCUAUUGCGUUACAGCGCUGUACAGUAAUGCGACCUGACCAGUGAUCCCAGAUCAGUGUUUUACCAUUCUUAGAUACUUCAUGCACAUAGACCUUAACAUUUUUAUGAAGUAUUCCAUUACAACUUCCCCUAGUAUUUAAUGAUUGGAGAUGCAGCAGAGCAAGAAGCACAGUCUGGUCAGCUCAUCACUGAUCCUGCCAGUAGAAGAAAGAGAGAAGGGGUUAUUUGAGGCAAAUUGCUGGGAGACUGAUCUAUAUGAGUCAUCUUGUUUUUGCUCAUCCUGCCUUAUAUGGGGCUCACCUUCUAAUCAGUCACCCUCUUCAACUGAGCCGCAGCCACUAAGAAUGAAACAAGCAGUUGGUUUCUACCUGGAGCUGUCUGAUACAUACAGAAAUGUUUAAUAAUGCCUCUGUGCUUGUGCUUGUGUUAGGAGUAGACUAUGCAAAUAGUUAGACUUGUUUCAGUAGCAAUAAUAUCAGUGGUGCUUUGUUUUCUGGCAUAAGAUGAGCGCAAAUUUUUUUUGCACUCCUGAAGUACAUGUGAGCUGUUCUUAAUGGAAUGUGUCCUUAAAAAUUUGAUUCACCCAAAUUACCUAAAAAUAUUUUUUUUUUUUGUUUGUUUUUUUAUAUUAACUGACCUAUUGUGGCAUCUAACCAUGCCGAUAGUUCUAUUAGUUAGAUAGUUUUAUUUGUCAAGGUUUUGAGAAAGUUGUUUCUUUCUGCGGCCUCGCUAAUACAAUGAAAGUGAAUGGAAUUUCAUUUGAGGUGCUCACAGCACAUUUUUUUAAAAGUCCAAAAAUAUGACAACUAUUUCCAGAAAAAUUAAAAACAUCCUUGUUACAACAGACAAUCCAGAGAACACUCUCCUCUAACUUUUGUUAGGGACUAUUUCUUUGUUUGAAAGUAGUCCAAUAAAAAAGGUGGUGGAAAAGACAAGUUGCUAUUGAAUUCUUUAAAGCUAAUUUAAUCAGUAUUUUUAUUCUGACAAUGGUUCAAAUGACUGGUUCAAGGGGUUGCUCAUAGACUCUGCAGUCCUUUAUCAGCUCACUUUAAUGCUAAAGUUGUUCUGUAUCUGCUGGGUGUGUAAAUAAGCUACUGUUUAGCUAAUAAGUUUGCCAUGUCAACCGAAAAGGUGACAAUAUGUCAGUGUUAUCAAACCAAUAAUUUUAAUGUUGUUAGCACCACAAACUUUUUCAUCCCCCAUUUCAUGCAGUAAAUAUUUAUUAUUUAUUAGAAGCAAAAGCAAUCCGCUGCUGAGGCCCAUACGAUGUGGCUGAAACCUCCUGAUUUGUUUGUCUGUAAUUUGGGUGAACUGACCCUUUAAGACACGAUCUGAAUUAAAGUAGACUGUCCCCUCUUCUGAUCCGUCUGCAGUGGUGGGAGGUCAGUUUCCACUGGCUCCGACAAACACACACACAUGCACAUACACAUACAGUGGCACAGGGCUAAAAUUGAGUGGUGAAGUUGAGAGUGAACUAUCAAAGGGAAGAAAUGUCAUGGGAGGGCAACUUGUUUUUUGCCAUGUAAUUUUCCCAUAUGCCGGUAAAGCAGAACAGAUGUCACUGAGUAUUGGCAGGGGUAGACCUGGUGGCCUCAGGGACACAGUUUGGGAUACAUGGCUCUGUGAAGAGCCACAUAAUUAAGUGCCGGACCAAAGGGAAAGACCAUGGAAAGUGCAGUAGUGUUGUGCAGCAAGAGAAAACGGGGUCAAACUCCUUUAGCAAUCAGACACCUGAUGGCCCGAUGAAAUUAGUCCAAACUUCCUGUGACAAGAGUCACCACCAGUAGAAAGAUGGGACAGUUAUGAGCCAAACACUUUUCCACAGACAAGAUUUGUUUGCAGUUCAGUGAGUGUGUUUCGAAAGUGACAUCAUUCAAAGAUUGGCUGGAAUACCCCGAUGGGGUUUGUGACUGCCUCGACAGCACUGAAGACAAACCCAGCCUAGGAAAUGGAUGUGCCAAAUUACACAGUGCCACCCGCUGGGAGAGAGCUGCAGGUGUGUGUGUGUGUGUGUGUGUGUGUGUGUGUGUGUGUGUGUGUGUGUGUGAUAGAGAGUCCGUGUGUGCAGUAUGUGUGUGCAGAUAUUGAGAAUUUUAUUUCUACCACAGUGAACGUGUUGUUACCUAUAUUUUCUCUCACCCUUUCCCUCACCCUCAUUUCUCUCUUCCUGUGUCUCAUCCGUCUUUGCUCUCUUCUUCCUUUUUUCAUGCAGGUUUUUUUAUCCUCCCUCGCACAAAACGCAAUCUGAGCAGCUCUACCUCUGUCUCGCACAGACAUGACUUGCUCAUUUUCUCUUUCUUCUCCUUGGCAAGUGCCAUAAUCUUGACUACUUGCUCAUUUCAAAUCAUUUAAGGUGUAAUUUUCUUGAGUUACUAUGUUUCUCUAUGGACUAAGAAGCUAAUUAACAUUACUUAUUGGGAAGCAGAGUAGAACCAGUCACUGAACCAAAACUCUUGUAGUUUAAAUUUAAAUAGCCUGUUUUUCUCCAAAGGGAAAUCAUCAUGCAUUUUGUCAAAACAUCAAUAAUCUAUUAUUUCCAUGUGAAAAAUGCACUCUUGACAAUUUUCUUUUGUAUCCACAGAGUAUAAAGACAUCAUUGGCAUAUGUUUCAGGUUUCAUAACAAGGAGCAUCAUGCACUACAGCUUUUAUGGUUGCAUCAAACCCAGAUACUGUUACUUAUUUUUCACUAGAACCUAGGACUGAAAUCAACAAAACCAAUGGUCUUUGAGCUCAAAUACAUCAUGAUAAAUCUCUGUUCUUUCAGUGUCAUUGUACAGAUUACUAAAGAUGCCCUGUUACUUCUAUGUUUAUGUCCAUAGAAUGUAUUUAUAAUCGCGCAAACUGGAGUAAUCAAAAUAAAAUAUCUAUUCUUUCUGUA